GUUGGAUGUCAAACAACAACCUACCAGCUAUUUUUAUUCGAUAGUAACUUAUGUCCACUUAACUACGCCAUAUUAAACCCCUCUUUCCUCUUUCCACAUCUAGGAAUACCAGAAAAGUCCAGAUCAAUGUCUUCCGCGCACUCCGAUCUUUGCUCUGCUCCCGAAUCUGAAUACUGUCAAUCAACGCUAGAUAUUGGCAUGGCAACACCAACACAUACAAUGUCGAGUACCGAUCGAGUAGAGCAUUCCUGCUCAUGUCUAAUACAUAAGAUAGAGACAAAAGAUACACCACCAUUCCCUGACCAGACAUUCGCCAUCCGGGAGCGAAAUACUGGCCGAUACAUUACUCUCAUCGAAGGAAAACUUCGCGUGCGAGAGAAUGUUGGCGACCAGGGUGGAUGGCACUGGAUAUGCGUCGAAUCCCAAGGCUGGCUGGGAUUCCGGAGCCCGGUGUCUGGGACAUAUUUGGGACACGAUGGAAAUGAAAGUAUUUGGGCGGAAUACAAGCAUCACGACGGACAAGAGUUCUUCUGUGCUAGAAAGCACCCUCAGGGCGGUUACGUAUUACUCACGAGCCAUGAGGAUGUGCUCCGGAAGAUCACCGUGAGCAAUGAUUUUAAGCUAAUCGAGACUACCGGGGAUGGUACGUUAUGGGACUUCGUGAAAGUCUCGGCUUAGAUAAGUCAUGGAACCAAACCCUGGCUGAAUAUGGGUUAUGGUUAUACCGUUCGUUUGGUUUUUAAAUCAACGGCGGUCCGGGUUGAGGUCUCCUCGCUAAAAAAUGAGACUCGGUCAUAUACAUGCGUAUGCUAGGGAGCAUCACCUAUUAGCUUGAAACUUCUAGGAAACUAUCGUUAGAUGCCUUUGUGCCUAGUUAGGUAUAUUCCGGCUUAUGCCCCUUAAAAUAUAAUGACUGUAUCUUUGUUUA
This is a messenger RNA of Daldinia vernicosa, 928 nucleotides long. RefSeq lists its product as uncharacterized. Bases 127 to 678 code for a protein of 183 amino acids. The transcript has a single exon. NCBI's taxonomy places the organism in Eukaryota, Fungi, Ascomycota, Sordariomycetes, Xylariales, Hypoxylaceae. The record is from RefSeq and is a predicted model, not a curated record.